AGCUGUGGCGGCGGUGGCCGCGGGGUGGGCGUAAGAUGGCGACAGCGGCGGCGGGAGCCCUGGGCCUGCUGUGGGGCUGGCUAUGGAGCGAGCGCUUCUGGCUGCCCCAGAACGUGAGCUGGGCCGACCUCGAGGGGCCAGGCGACGGCUACGGCUACCCGCGGGCCCGGCACAUCCUCUCGGUGUUCCCGCUGGCGGCGGGCGUGUUCUCCGUGAGGCUGCUCUUCGAGCGGUUUAUUGCCAAACCCUGUGCACUCCAUGUUGGCAUCCAGGACAGUGGUCCUUAUCAGGCCCAACCUAAUGCCAUCCUUGAAAAGGUGUUCAUAUCUGUUACCAAGUAUCCUGAUGAGAAAAGGCUGGAGGGCCUGUCAAAGCAACUGGACUGGGAUGUCCGAAAAAUCCAAUGCUGGUUUCGCCAUCGGAGGAAUCAGGACAAGCCCCCAACGCUCACUAAAUUCUGUGAAAGCAUGUGGAGAUUCACUUUUUAUUUAUGUAUAUUCUGCUAUGGAGUUAGAUUUCUCUGGUCGUCGCCUUGGUUCUGGGACACCCGACAAUGCUGGCACAGUUACCCUUAUCAGCCUCUCACAAAUGGGCUUUAUUACUAUUAUAUCAUGGAAUUGGCUUUCUAUUGGUCUCUUAUGUUUUCUCAGUUUACAGACAUUAAAAGAAAGGACUUCCUGAUCAUGUUUGUGCAUCACUUGGCCACCAUUGGGCUCAUUACCUUCUCCUACAUCAACAACAUGGUUCGAGUGGGAACUCUGGUCAUGUGUCUACAUGAUGCCUCCGACUUCUUGCUGGAGGCAGCCAAGCUGGCCAAUUAUGCCAAGUAUCAGCGUCUCUGUGACACCCUUUUUGUGAUCUUCAGUGCUAUUUUUGUGGUGACUCGUCUAGGAAUCUAUCCAUUCUGGAUUCUGAACACGACCCUCUUUGAGAGUUGGGAGAUGAUCGGGCCCUAUCCCUCCUGGUGGCUCUUCAAUGGCCUUCUCCUGAUCCUACAGGUUCUGCAUAUCAUCUGGUCCUACCUAAUUGCACGAAUUGCUUUCAAAGCCUUGAUCCGAGGAAAGGUGACCUAUCCAGGAAGGAUUAGACCCAUACUCUGUACUCUCCACUCUUUUCUCAACUCCUUCCUUUUUUCUAUGCCUGGUGGGAGCUGGACAGUUUCAUCUCUUGCAUGUAUCUAAGGAUGAUCGCAGUGAUGUGGAGAGCAGCUCAGAAGAAGAAGAUAUGACCAGUAGCACAAAAGGCCCCUGUGGCCGCAGCUCCAGCAAUGGUGCCGGUCGGGUGAAUGGUCACAUGGGAGGCAGCUACUGGCUGAAGAGUAAGGUGGUUGGUAUGGGGACUUCAGCGUAGAUGGACUUGUAGGGCUGCUGGCAACCUACUCCUCUGGGCCUCCCCGCAUCUGCACUCCUGUGACUAGGGUGUGUGCAGGGCACUGAGGAGAAUCAAAGAAGCAAAUAUUUUCACUUUUUUAAAAAAAACUCUGCCAUUUUGUAUUUAAUAGCCUCCAGGUUCUUUCAGUAAUGUUAUUUGCUCUGUGUGUGCGCGUGCGUGUGUGCAUAUGUGUGCACAUGUACAUAUGCAUUUGUGAAUAUGUGUGAGUUUCGUUGCCUAGGUUGGAGCACAAGCCUGGUCCCCUUUGAACCCACCUCAAUCCCAGAUUUGGCUGCAUCUUGAAUUAUGCUGGCUCCAGAGAGCCCCCUCCCUUGUUGCCCAUGGCUCUCGAAGCUCUGGCCAUCUGAAUGGAGCAGCUAAGUUCAGCUCCAGGUUUCUGUACUGUUCCUCCUUUGGAGAUGGAAUAUUUCACACGACGUUAUAUAGAAAACAGACAACCAUGAAUGGAUGGCCAGGAUUGCUGUGGCCCCUAGCUAGGUCCCCUUCCUGCCACCUGGUAGUGAUGGACAGCUGCUGAUAGAUACCCUGCUCUUUAUUCAGUGGUACGCAGGGAGUGGGGGGGAUGGGAGGAGCAGGUGAGCUGAGGGCUGGAGGACAACAGCCACUGGGUGAGCUGUUAACGGUUUAUACUAUUGUUUACUCUUCUGUGAUUAAAAGUGCUUCAACCCUCA
This is a messenger RNA of Lipotes vexillifer (Yangtze River dolphin), 2063 nucleotides long. RefSeq names its product ceramide synthase 5 (gene CERS5). Gene Ontology annotation, biological process: ceramide biosynthetic process. Bases 36 to 1181 code for a protein of 381 amino acids. The transcript is spliced from 11 exons. Lineage: Eukaryota; Metazoa; Chordata; Mammalia; Artiodactyla; Lipotidae. Gene Ontology annotation, molecular function: sphingosine N-acyltransferase activity; DNA binding. The record is from RefSeq and is a predicted model, not a curated record. Gene Ontology annotation, cellular component: membrane.